Arabidopsis thaliana (thale cress) is the source of this 2326-nucleotide messenger RNA. RefSeq names its product Ubiquitin-like superfamily protein (gene SAY1). NCBI's taxonomy places the organism in Eukaryota, Viridiplantae, Streptophyta, Magnoliopsida, Brassicales, Brassicaceae. The record is from RefSeq and is marked reviewed. The transcript has 11 exons. The coding region runs from base 189 to 1649 and encodes 486 amino acids.
AAACAAACGAGGAAAAAAGCCCAAAAAAUAAGAGAAAAGACCUUAAAACGACGAGUUUCACCGAUCCAAUCUUCCAUUGCAAUUUUCACAUAACAAAUCUUUUUCUUUCCCCUUGCUCACUCCAAGUCUCCAAGCCCCCAAAUUUUUUCACAAUCAAUCAUUUCUUUGUUGCGAACCAAACUUGUGAUAUGGCGACACCGAAUCAGGAAGCAAUCGACACUUUCAUCAGCAUCACCGGCGCUUCUGACGCCGUCGCCCUUCAGAAACUCGAGGAGCAUCGUGGUGAUCUUAAUCAAGCAGUGAAUGCAUAUUUCAGCGAAGGAGAUCGAAAUGUAGUACGUGAAGCGCCGGUUAAUGAUGAUGAUGAAAUGGAUAUAGAUGAUGUGAUUCCGGCUCCACAAUCUCCUCUCUCUAUGUUCAAUGCAGCUAGAACAAUUGGCCGUCCUCCCUUUUCGCUUUUGGAUUCGGACUUUGCUAGACGUGUAUUUGAUAGCGAUCCUCUUAUGCCACGCCCUCCGUUUGUUAGUCAUCCUAGAGAGGUUAGGCAGAUACCUAUAGAGGUUAAGGAUAGCAGUGGGCCAUCUGGACGAUCUAGUGAUGCUCCUACUAUUGAAGAUGUGACAGAAACAGCUCAUGUUCAGGGUCCAGUAACUACCCAAGGAACUGUUAUUAUUGAUGAAGAGAGUGAUGAUGAUAUUCCUUUUGCACCAAUGGGACGAAGUAGGCAAGACAGACCUGCUGGUUCUGUAGCCAAUAAUAAUAAUCAAGAUUACAAUGAUAUAGAAGAAGAAAUGAUCAGAGCUGCCAUUGAGGCCUCAAAGAAAGAGGCUGAGGGAUCAAGUAACCCUUUACUUGAAGAGAGGCCACUUCACAUGGAAGAUGAUGAUGACAUAGCAAUAGCUGUUACAAUGUCAUUGAAGUCAGCGGAGGAAGAAGUUUUGCGCAGUCAAGGGUAUAAGGCCUCAACCUCGGAAAUAGGAGCUUCUGCAGUGACUGCUGCUCAAGGACCUCAGGAUACCCAGGCCCUGAACGGAAGAUUGGCAGCACCUAGUUCACCAUUUGAUGAUGACUCUGAUGAUGUUGAUGAGCAACCUCUUGUUAGACACAGGCCAAGACGUGCAGCAUCCGGAUCUCUGGCUCCACCUAACGCUGAUCGUUCCCGGAGUGGGAGUCCUGAAGAAGAACAUGCAAGUAUUAAUCCAGCGGAGCGUGGCAGUGGGUUUCCUUCUGAGUGGGGAGGCAUUUCAUCUGAGGAACAUGAUGAAGCUGUCAUGCUCGAGGCAGCCAUGUUUGGUGGCAUUCCUGAAACUGGAUAUAAUCAUCUUCCAUUCUUACCUCCUCAGCCGAGGGCCCAACCACGUCCACCCUCACCUUCGCUGACAGCUCAGAGGUUGAUACGGGAACAGCAGGAUGAUGAGUAUGUUGCGUCCCUGCAAGCUGACCGAGAUAAAGAAAUGAAGUCCAUUAGAGAUGCUGAGGCACGUCAGCUAGAGGAAGAAACUGCGAGAAAGGCUUUUCUGGAGGAAGAAAAGAAAAAAGAGGAAGAAGCUCAAAGAAAACUCGAGGAGGAACAGUGGAUAGAGAAAGAUCAGCCAAAACACCUGCAGCUUUAUUACAUCAGAAAAAUGUAUCUCUAUACAAUACAAUAGCUGUGAAAAUAAUCUGGUUUGAGUUCCUAUGUAGGCGUUCUCUUCGUUACUGAUUUAAGUUUUUUUUUUCUCUGAAUGUUGUUGCAGGAGCUAGAAAGACAACUAGAUGCAAAAGAAGCGUCUUUACCUAAGGAGCCUCAAGCUGAUGAAGAGAAUGCCAUUACCCUUCUAAUCCGGAUGCCGGAUGGAACACGUCGGGGCCGCCGGUUCCUUAAAUCUGACAAACUCCAAACCCUUUUCAACUUUAUAGACAUUGCCAGAGUGGUGAAACCCAACACUUACAGACUGGUGAGGCCAUAUCCGAGGCAUGCGUUUGGAGAUGGGGAAAGUGAGUCGACCUUAAACGAUCUUGGAUUGACCAGCAAACAAGAAGCAUUGUUCCUUGAGCUUAUCUAGUUUUAAGCUCUUAAAUAUAUAAGAAGAAUUACAUUUGUCUUCUGCUUAGAAAACUCUUUAAUUUUCAAGUUAUUUUUUUUAUCUUUCUUUAUACAAAAGAAAAAGUAUUUGUUGAGGGUGGAGGAUUAUAUGGUUUAUAAAACCGUCGUCGUUUAGUCGUUUCAGUUGUACAUACAAUACUGCCUAAUGUCUGUCUCUCUAUCUGUCUAGUAGUUAUAAUGUUUAUCACAUCUUCAAAUUUGCUCUUUCAGCUUCUGAUUUAUAAAAUCAAGAGUUUGGGA